CUCUGUCUUCUCAUUUCAUCUCCCCUGCUCAACCGGUUCUCCAAGCAAAAAGCUUGCUCUUUUGAGCUUUUGAUCAAGGAAAAAUGGUGAGGCAUUACAAAAUGAAAGGGCACAAGAAAAGGAAGAGAGAUAAGGUGCAAUAUGAUAAAGAAGAAAAUGGAGAAGAAGAAUAUGUAGAAAAAUCUGUCCCAGGAGAGGGAGGGGCAGAGGAAGAGGAAGAUGAGGAGAAUAUAAAUGAAAAGAAGAGAAGGGCUGAAGAAAUAGCAAAUGAACUUCCCAGUCUUCCAAUUGUCCUUGCUGAUGACCAGAAAAACGCCAACAAACCUGGGGUUAUUUUCAUUCUUGAAAAGGCUUCUCUGGAGGUUGCAAAAGUGGGAAAGAAUUAUCAACUUCUGAACUCAGACAAGCAUGCGAAUUUUCUGAGGAGAAAUGGACGGAAUCCAGCUGACUACCGGCCUGACAUUGCUCAUCAGGCAAUCCUGAUGAUUUUGGACAGUACACUUAAUAAAUCUGGUAGAAUGAAAGCUUUGUAUGUGAAGACUGAGAAAGGCGUGCUCUUUGAAAUUAAACCUCAUGUUCGUAUUCCGAGGACAUUUGAUCGUUUUUCUGGCAUCAUGUUGCAGCUGUUACAAAAACUGAGUAUAACUGCUGUUGGUAAGCGUGAAAAACUUCUGCAAGCUAUUCAGAACCCUGUAACCAAGUAUUUGCCCAUCAACUCUCGGAAAAUAGGCUUCUCACAUAGUUCGCAAAAAUUGGUUGAUAUGCAAGAUUAUGUUGCUGCUGUUGGUAAUGAGAUGAACCUUGUAUUCGUGGUUGGUGCGAUGGCCCAUGGAAAAAUUGAUGUUGAUUAUGUCGAGGACUUUAUCUCAAUUUCUGAUUAUCCGUUGAGCGCUGCAUUCUGUAUAUCUAGGAUCUGCAAUGCUGUGGAGCGGAACUGGAGAGUUUUGUGACCUUCUGCAGUUGCCUUUAUUUUUAGUAGACAUAACCACAUAUAUACCGUAGGCUUUUGUUAACAGACUAUUUAUGAAUAUCACUACAAUGUGAUGAUGGUAUGGAGUUUACUCCGUGCAAGAUGAAACUCCUUUUUUCCUAAUGCUUUUUACUCGGUUUGAAUACAAAAUAUUAUGUUGGUUCAGAAAAGGUUUUUGGAA
This is a messenger RNA of Coffea eugenioides, 1151 nucleotides long. RefSeq names its product ribosomal RNA small subunit methyltransferase NEP1. NCBI's taxonomy places the organism in Eukaryota, Viridiplantae, Streptophyta, Magnoliopsida, Gentianales, Rubiaceae. The record is from RefSeq and is a predicted model, not a curated record. Gene Ontology annotation, molecular function: rRNA (pseudouridine) methyltransferase activity; rRNA binding. The transcript has 7 exons. Gene Ontology annotation, biological process: rRNA base methylation. The coding region runs from base 84 to 950 and encodes 288 amino acids. Gene Ontology annotation, cellular component: nucleolus; small-subunit processome.